AUGGCGCAGCCGGCUGAAAGACACCGCAGUACGUUUUUUAUCAGUAACGUGCACUGCACCUCCUGCGUCGCGUAUAUCAAUCAGGUCCUAUCGGAAACGCAAGGGAUAGCAGAUAUCGAUGUCUCGAUCUUCACUCACGAAGUGCAUGUCGUCCAUACAAAGGGAACAAACCCGCUCUCGAUAGCUGAGAUCUUGGCUGAGGCCGCGUUCGAGGUCCACCAUGUCACGACCAGGAAUUCAGCAGGCGUCAUCAUAGUCGAUUCAGACACUGCAACUAGAUUCCCUCAUGACCCGAGGUUCUCCAUCACCAGUCGCUCCUCUGUUGGCCAAAGGGACAAACAGAAACAUCUCGCCAACUGCGAUGCCUGUAGGAAGGAGGGCCAGCCGACGGAUGAGAAAUCUCAGCACCUUCUUUCGAAUGUUCAGGGGGCCGAGGCCGAAGAUGACUCGGUGUCGGCACAGGAGUCGCUACCGGAGAAGAGUCAAAAAUUCCAUGCGCGGAUAUCCAUUGGUGGAAUGAGCUGUGCCUCUUGCUCCAACUCCAUAACAAACGAGAUUCGCCAGCUUGAAUUUGUGGACGAUAUCACUGUCACAUUACUCUCGAAUAGUGCCACUGUAACUUUUUGGGGGCCGCGGUCGAAUGUUGAACAAAUUAUUGAACAGAUUGAGGAUAUUGGGUUUGAGGCUUCGCUGGACGAGGUCAACCAGGUCGAUACCGAGCCGUCUCAAACUCAAAAUCUGGGGUAUAUUGCGGAGAUUUCCAUUGGGGGCAUGACUUGCGGCUCCUGCUCUGGAGCUGUAACGCAAGGGCUGAAUGAGCUGCCUUUCCUGACUAAUGCUGUGGUCAACUUGAUGUCUCACAGUGCCCAGGUCGAGCUGGAUAAUCCAGACGAUGCGCAGCUGGUUGUACAGAAAAUCGAAGAUUUGGGGUACGAUGCCUCGCUUGUCAAUAUAACACCAAAGGCAGCCGAGCUGGGCUCUGGGCUUGAGAAAAGAACUGUAUCUUUUCGCGUUGAGGGCAUGUUCUGCCACCACUGUCCAAAGAAGGUCUAUGACUCCUUGAAGGAGAUACCAGACCUUGAAAUUGAUGACAUGUUAUCUGUCAAGUAUCCGAUACUGAAGGUCACUUACACCCCUCGCUCACCUUCGCUUACGGUGCGAACUAUACGCGAGAAGAUUGAAAGCGCCCACAAUGCCUUUAAAGCCGCAGUUUAUCAUCCUCCAAGUGUCGAGGAUCGAUCUCGGGAGAUGCAGCGUCAUGAAAGAUGCCGCCUGCUUUACCGUUUCCUUUUCGUUCUGAUGGUGGCUAUUCCUGAAUUCAUAGUCGGAAUCGUCUUCAUGAGCCUUGUUUCCAAGGACAACCAUAUCCGACAGUAUCUGGAGCAGUCGAUGUGGUCAGGCAGCGUGACUCGCAUGGAGUGGGCUCUCUUCAUAAUGACCACUCCUGUCAUGUUUUACGGGACGGACAUCUUCCAUGUUCGCGCCGCAAAAGAGAUCAUCACCUUAUGGCGUCCUGGAAGUCGCAUGCCACUACUUCAAAGAUUAUAUCGCUUCGGUAGCAUGAACUUUCUCAUCUCUGCUGGAACAACCGUAGCAUAUGUCUCCUCAUUAGCUAUUCUGAUAAUGGAUGCCGUGACGAAAGCCCAUUCUGAUGCUCACAGCUCUACCUACUUCGACACAGUUGUCUUUCUGACCUUGUUCAUUCUCGCUGGUCGUUAUAUGGAGGCGUACAGCAAGGGGAGAGCUGGCGAUGCCGUCGCCGCGCUCGGAAAAUUACGGCCGUCAGAGGCUUUGAUUGUCGUGAACGCCAGCUCAGACGAGGCGCAGAGUAUCGAUGUCGAUCUCCUCGAAAUCGGAGACAUAGUACAAGUUCCCCAUGGAGCCUCCCCUCCCGCCGAUGGGAGGAUUGCAGGGCUGGGAUCAUUCCAAUUCGAUGAGAGCUCGCUCACCGGUGAAUCGAAACCAGUAAGCAAAACAGCAGGAGAUCAAGUCUACACCGGAUCCGUGAACGUUGGUCAGCCCGUUGAGAUUCAGAUCACCGCUAUUGGCCGUUCAUCGAUGCUUGAUCAAAUAAUCGCUGUUGUGCGCGAGGGUCAGGGCAAACGUGCACCCCUUCAGCGGGUCGCAGAUACGCUCGUAGGCCAUUUUGUGCCCGCUAUCACAUUGAUCGCUGUUCUGACCUUCGUAAUAUGGGUCUCUCUUGGAGUAUCAGGAGCGUUGCCCUCAGACUACCUCGACGUAAGCCGUGGCGGGUGGCCAUUUUGGAGUCUCGAAUUCGCCAUCGCCGUCUUUGUCGUCGCUUGUCCAUGCGGCCUUGCACUUGCUGCACCAACUGCUCUCUUCGUUGGUGGCGGAUUAGCUGCACGAUAUGGUAUCCUGGUCAAAGGUGGAGGUGAAGCUUUCCAAGAGGCUAGUCGGCUCAACGCCAUCGUCUUCGACAAAACCGGCACUCUGACGGAAGGAGGAAGCCUGCAGGUGUCAGACCAUGAAUCGUUAAUCACAGACUCGAGUCAUAUAGAGAUUGCCUGGGCUGUUGCUCGAAAGCUGGAGGAAAGCAGCAAUCACCCGAUUGCUCGUGCGAUAGCUGCCUUCUGCAAAGCACAGCCGUCAGCGUCGGUUGUCAACUCUGAGAUAGAGGAGAAAUCAGGACAGGGAAUGCAGGGCAGAUUUACUGUAUCGCUAGUAGACUCGUCGAAUGGUACAGCAACGACCCGACAUUUUGAAGCGGCUAUCGGCAACCAGCGUCUAUAUGAAAGCCUUUCCUCUUCCGAUCAAGACCACUAUUACCUAUGCAACACUCUCUCCAGAUACCAGGCAACAGGCAGAUCCACCGCGAUUCUAUCUCUGCGAGAGAUAUGCCCUACUGAGCCUGACUCACCAACCGGAAGUGAAACCCACUUCUUCCCAGCCAUAGUAUUCGCAAUAUCUGAUACAAUUAAACCCGAUGCUGCAAACAUGAUUUCGCAGCUUCAGCAACGCAAAAUCAACGUCUUCAUGUGCACAGGUGACAAUGAAACCACCGCGCACGCUGUCGCCGACAUGAUAGGCAUCCCUCGAAGCAACGUCCUAGCCAACACCCUCCCAGCCGGUAAAGCCGACUUUGUCCGGCAAAUUCAAAUCCAACCCGCACAGGCAGGCGGCGGCGGCACAACCCGCCAAAUUGUCGCCUUCGUCGGCGACGGUGUCAACGAUUCCCCUGCCCUCGCCGCCGCAGAUGUGAGCAUCGCCAUGGCGUCCGGCUCUGACGUCGCCAUCAACUCCGCUAGCUUUAUCCUGCUUAAUUCCGAACUCACCACAAUACUCAACCUUGUCCUCCUCAGCCGCCGAGUCAUUAAUCGCAUCAAGAUAAACUUUGGCUGGGCGGUAAUUUACAACCUCUGUCUGGUCCCUGUUGCAGCGGGCGUCUUCUAUCCGAUUGUCUCUGGGCAUAGAAUGGCCAUGGUUAUGGGGGAGAUGGUCACCGUCCAAUCACAUUGGCGGCUAAGCCCAGUCUGGGCGGCGCUGGCAAUGGCGUUGAGUAGUAUUUCGGUUGUCUGCAGUAGUUUGGCGUUGGCCAUUGAGUGGAAGACGGUUGCCGAGGUGUGGCAUAGGGUUAAGUGUAGGUUAGGGGGCCGGACUACGCGUCAACAGGAGUGA
Molecule: messenger RNA, 3636 nt
Organism: Aspergillus nidulans FGSC A4
Lineage: Eukaryota; Fungi; Ascomycota; Eurotiomycetes; Eurotiales; Aspergillaceae
Product: putative copper resistance-associated P-type ATPase
Exons: 1
Coding region: 1-3636 (1211 amino acids)
Biological process (GO): copper ion transmembrane transport; monoatomic cation transport; monoatomic cation transmembrane transport
Cellular component (GO): membrane
Molecular function (GO): P-type monovalent copper transporter activity; ATP binding; metal ion binding
Source: RefSeq, a predicted model, not a curated record